Molecule: messenger RNA, 2029 nt
Organism: Lontra canadensis (Northern American river otter)
Lineage: Eukaryota; Metazoa; Chordata; Mammalia; Carnivora; Mustelidae
Gene: REEP2
Product: receptor accessory protein 2
Exons: 8
Coding region: 268-921 (217 amino acids)
Biological process (GO): endoplasmic reticulum tubular network organization
Cellular component (GO): endoplasmic reticulum tubular network; cytoplasmic microtubule; endoplasmic reticulum membrane
Molecular function (GO): taste receptor binding; microtubule binding
Source: RefSeq, a predicted model, not a curated record
CGCCGCCCGACCUCCGGCACCUGCAUCCUCGGCCCGGGCGGGUUCCCCCGGCCCUCGCCCCGCCCGGCUCCGCCAUGGUGUCCUGGAUCAUCUCCCGCCUGGUGGUGGACUGACUGAUGCAGAGCUGGGAGGGAGAGGCCACUGCUCUUGGCCGAGGGGACCAGUAACCCUGCCUGCCUCCCUAGGCUCAUCUUUGGCACCUUGUACCCAGCCUAUUCUUCCUACAAGGCCGUGAAGACAAAAAACGUGAAGGAAUAUGUGAAAUGGAUGAUGUACUGGAUCGUCUUUGCCUUCUUCACCACGGCUGAGACGCUCACGGAUAUUGUGCUUUCCUGGUUCCCCUUCUACUUUGAGCUCAAGAUCGCCUUUGUGAUAUGGCUGCUCUCCCCUUACACCAAGGGCUCCAGUGUGCUCUACCGCAAGUUCGUGCACCCGACACUGUCCAACAAGGAGAAGGAGAUCGACGAGUACAUCACCCAGGCCCGAGACAAGAGCUAUGAGACCAUGAUGAGGGUGGGCAAGAGGGGCCUGAACCUGGCUGCCAAUGCCGCGGUCACAGCCGCUGCCAAGGGCCAGGGGGUGCUAUCAGAGAAGCUCCGGAGCUUCAGCAUGCAGGACCUGACCCUGAUUCGGGAUGAUGAUGCGCUGCCCCUGCAGGGGCCUGACAGCCGGCUCCGAUCCAGCCCCGGCAGCCUCCUGGACACCAUCGAGGACUUAGCAGGAGAUGACCCUGCACUGAGUUUAAGAUCUAGCACAAACCAGGCAGAUCCCCGAACAGAGACCUCUGAAGAUGAUAUGGGAGACAAGGCCCCUAAGCGGGUGAAACCCGUCAAAAAAGUGCCCAAAGCUGAGCCACUGGCUUCCAAGACACUGAAGACCCGGCCCAAGAAGAAGACCUCUGGCGGGGGUGACUUGGCUUGAGGUCCUGACGCCCCACAGGCUGCAGAGCCCCUGCUCCACACUGUGCCAGUAGCCCAUGUGUCUCAGGCCCCGGGUCCCCUCCGAUGGCUGCCUGCCCAGUGACCACUCCUCUGGAGGGGCUUGGAAAAGAGGAGGGAGGCCCUGCUGUGGGGGUGGAGGGUAGUGGCUGGAGGAGUUGCUGAGGACUGAGCCACCCAAGGAGGUGGGGGCUCCAUAGAGCCAAAUUGCUAUUCUCCCUGCUCCAGUCCUGUCCCCACCCACCCAGUGCCUUGCUGAAGACCAUGGCCAUUCGCUUUUCUGAGGUCCUUACAUGCCCCCACUGCUCUCUCUGGGGUGGGGGUGGGGGGGUACUCAACAGCCCAGAAUGACCAGAGAUGGCCCCGAAGGCACCUGGGAGACCAGGAAGGAGUGGAGAAGGCUUCAGAGAACCUGGGCAAGAGCUCAGGCCUUAAUGUGUGUUUGAAGGACCAGGAUGGCCAGGCCAGAGCUGCAGUUGGGGGUAUUGGGUAGGGCUGUGUGCUAUGUGUCUCCACUAAAAAGAAGUGGGGUUCUGGGGGUGUGCCUGUGAGUGUGGGUGUGUGUGUAUUUCUGGGUCUAGGGCUGGGGGGGUUUGGGUAAAGGACUUUCCUGCCAGCAGCUGCCACCCCCCACCGCAAGCCCCUCCCUGCUGUCGGCCUUCUUUCCUACUCUCAGACUGCCCUGAGAGGAUGGGAUUCUGAGGGCCUCUUACCUCCUCCUCUGCCCUUGAUAGCCUUUCGCCUCCUCCCUUUCCUGCCCUGCCCCUGUGCUGGGCUCCUCUGCCUCAGCGCCCACUGUAGAGGCCGAUGCUGAGCCAGCUCCUUUCCUCUUCACCUGGGGGCUCAUCUUCCUUUCCCCCAGAGCCCUCUUCCUGUGCCAAGCAAACUGGGCCCCACGUGAGCAGACUCUUAGGAGCCCAGCCUUUGCCCCCACACUUUACCCCUGCUUCUGCCGUGGCUUCAGUCAGGGCCAGGAGAAGUGUGUGAAGAAAAAAAAUUUAGGAGCCACAAGGCUUCCAAUUCUGUGGAAAGAGGGUGCCCAUUGGACCUUUGGCCCUGGAUGAGCCAAUAAACCAAAUUCUGGCACCUCA